AGUCUGUGCGCUCCGCCGCCGCCGCCACCGCCGCCGCCAGGAAUCCGGAGCCGGGUUGGGGUCUGGCAGUCCCGGGACACACGUCGACGCCGCCUGGCAUGGCCGUGCCGCGCAGCAGCUGAGGCCACCCCGACAGGCUGGGAAGCGAGAACAGACGGCACCAGAGGAUCAGCAAGAGGCGAGGAGGAGAUUCCUGGGGCGGUUCCUGACUGGAGCAGAGUCCCGGCAAGAUGGAGGAGGAGGAAGGCAGCGCCACCCGGGAGGUUCUGCUGCCCGACUGGCAAGGGAGCGGCUCUCACGGCCUCACCAUUGACCAGACGGAGGAAGGGGUCUUCGUCAAGCAGGUGCAGGAGGACUCUCCGGCGGCCAAAGCGGGAGUCGUGAAGGAAGGGGAUCAGAUUGUGAGUGCCACAAUCUACUUUGACAACCUGCAGUCUGGAGAAGUCACCGAGCUCCUGAGGAAUGUCGGCCACCACACGGUGGGCCUGCGGCUGCAGAGGAAGGGAGACCGGUCCCCACUGCCGGGACAGUCCUGGUCCCACGACGUGUUUGCCCCGAGCCCAGAGGUGGUGUUGAGCGGAGACGACGAGGAGUACAGGCGGAUUUACACGACGAAGAUUAAGCCACGCCUCAAGUCGGAAGACGGCGUGGAAGUGGAGCACACGGGGACUCAAAGCAGGACCAUCACAGUCACCAAGAGGGUGACGGCCUACACGGUGGACGUCACGGGGCACGAGGGCGCCCAAGAGAUCGACAUCACCAGCCCAGAGUACAAGAUCAAGAUUCCGAAACAUGAACUCACCCACAUUUCCAAGGCGGAGAUUGAAACGGAGCCCGGGAAAACCAUCGUCAAGAUCCCUCGAGUGGACAUUUCGGGGAGAAGCACUCAUCUGGCGGACUUCCACGCUGGGGCGAGAGGCAGGCCCUCUGGGCCAGCUGCUGACUUGCCCCCCCGAAAGCUGGAGUUCGGCGUCCCUGAUGUCAGCAUGGGACAGCCUCAGGUGGGGAAAGCAGAUAUCCGCAUCUCGGGGCCCCAUGUUCAAGGGGUGGACCUGAGCCCCCAGGCAGACCUGAAGACAGGAGGCCUGGAUGCUGCCGGUUUUCACGUGGCAAGGCCUGAAAUAAAUGGGAAAUCUGGUGGUGGGGUUUCUGGCACAGACUUGAGAGCAGGGGUUUCGGGAGGCAGACUCCCGCAGUUUGGUAUCUCGGGCACUAGAGUCCAAGGGGGUGUGGGGGGCGUGCAAGCUGACCUGUCAAUGCCACACCUCAAGGGCCCUUCAGUGGACGUUUCAGGCCGCCCAAUUCAAGGUGGGCCAAGCGCCGAAGGCACCAUCACAGCACCAGAUCUCAACGUGGAGAGCAAAGGCACGGUUGCAUUUCCUCCCAUGAAGCUGCCUAAAUUCAGCAUGUCGGCUGUGGAUGUGGAAGUUCCUCAGCUUGAUGCAAGAGCUCCAUCAGUGGCCAUUGGAGGCCCAGGAAUUCCUCCACCGCAGCUGGAUGUGGGAGUCAAAGGGCUGGACAUGAAGGGUGGCGUGAAAGUCAGCUCUCCAACUCUGGAAGGCCCCAAGGUGGCUCUCAAAGGGCCCACGGCUGACAUUGGAAUGCCGGAUGUCGGACUCGAAGGGGGCGAAGGCAAAAUCAAAAUACCCCACAUGAAGCUGCCUAAAUUUUCUGCAGCGGGCCCCAUGGUGGAUGUGACUGUUCCAAAGGGGGGCGUUGACAUCUCAGGGCCCAAAGUGGGCGUUUCGGCUCCCGGUGCAGGUCUUGAAGCACAUGUGAAAGGACCCAAAUUUGGCAGGCCUGAAAUAGUGGGUCAGAUACCCCAAAUCUCUAUGUCUGAUGUUGACUUGAACCUCAAGGGCCCUAAAGUGAAAGGUGGCUUGGAUGUUUCGGGGCCAAGAGUGGAAGGGGGCUUCAAAGGGCCCAGUGUGGAGAUCAAGGGCCCCAAACUCGAUAUUGGUGCUCCCAGUGCUGGCCUUGAGGGUAGUUUAAAGGGUCCAAGCAUCUCAGCGCCAUCCUUGAAGACCUCGCCAGUAAAAAUAGCCGUGCCAGACGUGGACUUGAAUGUGAAAGGGCCUAAACUGUCAGGAGAUGUGGGCGUUUCUGUGCCAAAGUUAGAAGGUGACCUCAAGGGCCCCCAGGUGGACAUCAAAGGCCCCAAACUGUAUGGCCCCAGCAUUGGCAUCAAAGGUCCUGGUGGAGAGCUGAAAGGUCCUCACAUCAAGAUGCCUCAAAUAUCCAUGCCGGACAUUGACCUCAACUUGAAAGGCCCCAAAGUCAAGGGGGACAUGGGCGUUUCCAUUCCUAAAGUGGGAGGAGAGCUAAAAGGCCCCGGUGUUGAUAUCAAAGCCCCCCAGAUGGACAUUGGCAGCCCAGAUGUUGAGCUUCAUGGGCCAGAACUGAAGAUGCCAAAAAUGAAACUACCUAAAUUUGGCUUGAAAGGCGAAGCCCCUGAUGUAGAUGUCAGUCUGCCAAAGGGGAGUGUGGACAUUUCUGGUCCCAAAGUAGACAUUGAAGCUCCAACCAUGGGUAUCAAAGGCCCCAGUGGAGAGCUAAAAGGUCCUCAUGUCAAGAUGCCAGACAUGCAUGUCAAGACCCCUCAAAUAUCCAUGCCGGACAUUAAUAUCAAAGGCCCCAAAGUCAAGGGGGACAUGGGCGUUUCCAUUCCUAAAGUGGGAGGAGAGCUAAAAGGCCCCGGUGUUGAUAUCAAAGCCCCCCAGAUGGACAUUGGCAGCCCAGAUGUUGAACUUCACGGGCCAGAACUGAAGAUGCCAAAAAUGAAACUACCUAAAUUUGGCUUGAAAGGCGAAGCCCCUGCUGUAGAUGUCAGUCUGCCAGAGGGGAGUGUGGACAUUUCAGGUCCCAAGGUAGACAUUGAAGUUCCAACCAUGGGCAUCAAAGGCCCCAGUGGAGAGCUAAAAGGUCCUCAUGUCAAGAUGCCAGACAUGCAUGUCAAGACGCCUCAAAUAUCCAUUCCGGACAUUGACCUCAACUUGAAAGGCCCCAAAGUCAAGGGGGACAUGGGCGUUUCCAUUCCUAAAGUGGGAGGAGAACUAAAAGGCCCCGGUGUUGAUAUCAAAGGCCCCCAGAUGGACAUUGGCAGCCCAGACGUUGAGCUUCACGGGCCAGAACUGAAGAUGCCAAAAAUGAAACUACCUAAAUUUGGCUUGAAAGGAGAAGCCCCUGCUGUAGAUGUCAGUCUGCCAAAGGGGAGUGUGGACAUUUCAGGUCCCAAGGUAGACAUUGAAGCUCCAACCAUGGGCAUCAAAGGCCCCAGUGGAGAGCUAAAAGGUCCUCAUGUCAAGAUGCCAGACAUGCAUGUCAAGACGCCUCAAAUAUCCAUUCCGGACAUUGACCUCAACUUGAAAGGCCCCAAAGUCAAGGGGGACAUGGGCGUUUCCAUUCCUAAAGUGGGAGGAGAGCUAAAAGGCCCCGGUGUUGAUAUCAAAAGCCCCCAGAUGGACAUUGGCAGCCCAGACGUUGAACUUCAUGGGCCAGAACUGAAGAUGCCAAAAAUGAAACUACCUAAAUUUGGCUUGAAAGGAGAAGCCCCUGAUGUAGAUGUCAGUCUGCCAAAGGGGAGUGUGGACAUUUCUGGUCCCAAAGUAGACAUUGAAGCUCCAACCAUGGGCAUCAAAGGCCCCAGUGGAGAGCUAAAAGGUCCUCAUGUCAAGAUGCCAGACAUGCACGUCAAGACCCCUCAAAUAUCCAUGCCAGACAUUAAUAUCAAAGGCCCCAAAGUCAAGGGGGACAUGGGCGUUUCCAUUCCUAAAGUGGGAGGAGAGCUAAAAGGCCCCGGUGUUGAUAUCAAAGGCCCCCAGAUGGACAUUGGCAGCCCAGAUGUUGAGCUUCACGGGCCAGAACUGAAGAUGCCAAAAAUGAAACUACCUAAAUUUGGUUUGAAAGGCGAAGCCCCUGAUGUAGAUGUCAGUCUGCCAGAGGGGAGUGUGGACAUUUCAGGUCCCAAGGUAGACAUUGAAGUUCCAACCAUGGGCAUCAAAGGCCCCAGUGGAGAGCUAAAAGGUCCUCAUGUCAAGAUGCCAGACAUGCAUGUCAAGACGCCUCAAAUAUCCAUUCCGGACAUUGACCUCAACUUGAAAGGCCCCAAAGUCAAGGGGGACAUGGGCGUUUCCAUUCCUAAAGUGGGAGGAGAGCUAAAAGGCCCCAGUGUUGAUAUCAAAGGCCCGCAGAUGGACAUUGGCAGCCCAGAUGUUGAGCUUCACGGGCCAGAACUGAAGAUGCCCAAAAUGAAAAUGCCUAAAUUCAGGAUGCCCGGCUUCAAAGGCGAAGCUCCGGAUGUGGAUGUCAGUCUUCCCAAGGGCAGUGUGGACAUUGCUGGUCCCAAGGUCGACUCUGAAGCUCCUGGACUAGAUAUUGAAGGGCCAGAAGGCAAAAUUAAAGGUCCCAAAUUCAGGAUGCCUGAAAUGCACAUUGGAACUCCUAAAAUCUCCAUUCCAGAUAUUGACUUGAACUUGAAAGGGCCUAAAGUGAAAGGGGACCUGGAUGUUUCUGUGCCCAAAGUAGAGGGGGGAUUGAAAGGACCUGGGUUUGAUGUCAAAGGGCCCAGAAUGGAUGUGGAAAUGCCAGAUGUUGAACUUCAUGGUCCUGAAGGAAAACUGAAGAUGCCCAAGUUUAGAAUGCCUGGCUUCAAGGGAGAAGCCCCCGAUGUGGAUGUCAGCCUUCCAAAGGGCAAUAUUGAUAUUUCUGGACCUAAAGUAGACAUUGAAGCUCCUGGAUUGGACAUUGAAGGGCCUGAAGGCAAAAUUAAAAGUCCCAGAUUCAAGAUGCCAGAGAUGCAUAUCAAAGCACCUAAAAUCUCCAUGCCAGACAUCGAUCUGAAUCUAAAAGGCCCCAAAUUCAAGGGAGAUGUUGAUGUUUCCAUUCCAAAGCUGGAAGGUGACAUCAAAGGCCCUGAAGUUGACAUAAAAGGUCCCAAACUAGAUAUUGACACACCCGAUGUUGACCUACAUGGCCCUGAAGGGAAGCUGAAGAUGCCAAAAUUCAAAAUGCCCAAAUUUGGAAUGCCCGGCUUUAAAGCGGAAGCCCCAGAUGUGGACGUUGACAUUUCUGUUCCCAAAGUAGACAUCGAAGCACCAAGUUUGGACCUUGAAGGCCCUGAAGGAAAACUGAAAGGGCCCAAGUUUAAGAUGCCCGAAUUGAGUCUCCAUGCACCCAAGAUCUCUGUGCCGGAUGUGGAUUUGAACCUGAAAGGGUCCAAGGGUGAUGUGGAUUUAUCUGUCCCAAAGAUUGAAGGUGGACUUGCAGGGCCCCAUGUUGGCAUUGAGGGUCCUAAACUGGAUGUUGAUGUCCCAGAUGUGGAACUGGAGGGUCCUGAAGGAAAAAUCAAAGGUCCCAAAUUCAGGAUGCCCAAACUUAAUAUUAAAGCUCCUAAAAUCUCCAUGCCAGAUGUAGACCUGAACCUCAAGGGGCCUGGAGCAAGAGGACACAUGGACGUGACUGUUCCCAAGGUCGAGGGUGAUCUGAAGGGACCCAGCAUUGAUGUCAGGGGUCCAAAGCUUGACGUAGAUCUUCCAGAUGUUGGUCUCGAAGGCCCAGAUGCCAAGCUGAAAAUGCCCAAGAUGAAGCUGCCAAAGUUUGGGGUGCCCGGGUUGAAAGGAGAAGGCCCUGACAUAGACGUGAGUCUCCCCAAAGGAGGCCUUCAAGUUUCAGGACCGAAGGUGGAUAUUGAUGUGCCAAGUGUAGACAUUGAUGGUCCAGAAGGGAAACUGAAAGGCCCCAAGUUCAAAAUGCCUGAUCUGCAUUUCAAAACACCCCAAAUCUCCAUGCCAGAUAUUGAUUUGAACUUGAAAGGACCCAAGCUGAAAGGAGAUGUGGAUGUUGCCAUCCCAAAGCUGGAAGGCGAACUGAAAGGCCCCAGCCUUGACGUCAAGGGUCCCACUGUAGACGUAAGUGGCCCCGACAUCGAUCUCCAGAGUGGGGGGAAGCUGAAAAUGCCAAAACUAAAGAUGCCUCAUUUUGGAGUGUCAGGCCCAAAGGUUGAAAGCCUGGAUGUAGAUCUGAGUUUGCCAAAGGGAGAUCUUGAUAUUGCUGGCCCAAAUAUAGAUAUGGAUGCUCCAGAACUGGACCUUGAAGGCCCCGAAGGGAAGCUGAAAGGACCGAAGUUUAGGAUGCCUAAACUAAACAUCAAAGCACCUAAAAUCUCUAUGCCUGAUGUAGACCUAAACCUCAAGGGACCUGGAGCAAGAGGGCAUAUGGAUGUGACUGUCCCAGAACUGGAAGGCAGUCUAAAAGGACCCCAGAUAGAUGUGAAAGGCCCCAGACUGGACAUUGAGGCACCGGAGGUGGACUUAGAGGGCCCUGAAGGAAAAGUGAAAGGACCCAAGUUUAGGAUGCCUGAUAUGCACUUCAAAGCACCGAAAAUCUCCAUGCCAGAUAUUGACCUAAACUUAAAAGGUUCUAAAGCCAAGGGCGAUUUGGACAUCUCUAUGCCCAAGAUGGAAGGAGAUAUGAAAGGGCCAGAAAUUGAUAUCAAAGGACCCAAACUGGACAUUGAUGCACCAGAUGUUGACCUACAUGGCCCUGAAGGGAAACUGAAGAUGCCAAAAUUCAAAAUGCCCAAAUUUGGAAUGCCCGGCUUCAAAGCAGAAGGGCCAGAUGUGGAUGUCAGUCUUCCCAAAGCUGACUUGGAUGUUUCUCUUCCCAAAGUUGACAUUGAAGCACCAGAUUUGGACAUUGAAGGCCCAGAAGGAAAACUGAAAGGGCCCAAGUUUAGGAUGCCUGAAAUGAACAUCAAGGCUCCCAAAAUCUCCAUGCCGGACGUUGAUUUCAAUCUGAAGGGCCCCAAACUGAAGGGGGAUGUUGACGUUUCAGUUCCCAAACUGGAAGGUGACCUGAAAGGACCAGGUGUUGACAUCAAGGGCCCCAAACUGGACAUUGAUGCCCCUGACGUUGAGAUUGAAGGCCCUGAUGGAAAGUGGAAAGGUCCCAAGUUCAAGAUGCCUGACAUGCACUUUAAGACACCCAAAAUCUCCAUGCCAGAUUUCGAUUUGAACCUGAAAGGCCCCAAAGUGAAGGGGGAUGUGGAUGUCUCUAUGCCAAAGGUUGAGGGGGAUCUGAAGGGCCCCGAUAUUGAUAUCAAAGGACCGAGAUUAGAUGUUGACGUUCCUGAUGUUGAGCUGGAAGGCCCAGAAGGGAAGUGGAGAGGCCCCAAGUUUAAGAUGCCAGAAAUGAACAUUAAAGCACCCAAGAUCUCCAUGCCAGAUAUUAAAGCACCCAAAAUAUCUAUGCCGGAUGUGGAUUUCAACCUGAAAGGGCCAAAACUGAAGGGAGAACUUGAAGGUGAUCUGAAAGGGCCAGAAAUUGAUAUCAAAGGACCCAAACUGGACAUUGAUGCACCAGAUGUUGACCUACAUGGCCCUGAAGGGAAACUGAAGAUGCCAAAAUUCAAAAUGCCCAAAUUUGGAAUGCCCGGCUUCAAAGCAGAAGGGCCAGAUGUGGAUGUCAGUCUUCCCAAAGCUGACCUGGAUGUUUCUCUUCCCAAAGUUGACAUUGAAGCACCAGAUCUGGACAUUGAAGGCCCAGAAGGAAAAUUGAAAGGGCCCAAGUUUAGGAUGCCUGAAAUGAACAUCAAGGCUCCCAAAAUCUCCAUGCCGGACGUCGAUUUCAAUCUGAAGGGCCCCAAACUGAAGGGAGAUGUUGAUGUUUCAGUUCCCAAACUGGAAGGUGACUUAAAAGGACCAAGUGUUGACAUCAAGGGUCCCAAAUUGGACAUUGAUGCCCCUGACGUUGAGGUUGAAGGCCCUGAUGGAAAGUGGAAAGGUCCCAGGUUCAAGAUGCCUGACAUGCACUUUAAGACACCCAAAAUCUCCAUGCCAGAUUUUGAUAUGAACCUGAAAGGCCCCAAAGUCAAGGGGGAUGUAGAUGUUUCAGUUCCAAAAUUGGAAGGUGACCUGAAGGGUCCUGAUAUUGACAUCAAGGGACCUAAACUGGACAUUGAUGCACCUGAUGUUGAUUUACAUGGCCCUGAAGGGAAGCUGAAGAUGCCAAAAUUCAAAAUGCCCAAAUUUGGAAUGCCCGGCUUCAAAGCAGAAGGGCCAGAUGUGGAUGUCAGUCUUCCCAAAGCUGACUUGGAUGUUUCUCUUCCCAAAGUUGACAUUGAAGCACCAGAUUUGGACAUUGAAGGCCCAGAAGGAAAACUGAAAGGGCCCAAGUUUAGGAUGCCUGAAAUGAACAUCAAGGCUCCCAAAAUCUCCAUGCCGGACGUUGAUUUCAAUCUGAAGGGCCCCAAACUGAAGGGGGAUGUUGACGUUUCAGUUCCCAAACUGGAAGGUGACUUAAAAGGACCAAGUGUUGACAUCAAGGGUCCCAAAUUGGACAUUGAUGCCCCUGACGUUGAGAUUGAAGGCCCUGAUGGAAAGUGGAAAGGUCCCAAGUUCAAGAUGCCUGACAUGCACUUUAAGACACCCAAAAUCUCCAUGCCAGAUUUCGAUUUGAACCUGAAAGGCUCCAAAGUCAAGGGGGAUGUGGAUGUUUCAGUUCCAAAAUUAGAAGGUGACCUGAAGGGUCCUGAUAUUGACAUCAAGGGACCCAAACUGGACAUUGAUGCACCAGAUGUUGACCUACAUGGCCCUGAAGGGAAACUGAAGAUGCCAAAAUUCAAAAUGCCCAAAUUUGGAAUGCCCAGCUUCAAAGCAGAAGGGCCUGAUGUGGAUGUCAGUCUUCCCAAAGCUGACCUGGAUGUUUCUCUUCCCAAAGUUGACAUUGAAGCACCAGAUUUGGACAUUGAAGGCCCAGAAGGAAAACUGAAAGGGCCCAAGUUUAGGAUGCCUGAAAUGAACAUCAAGGCUCCCAAAAUCUCCAUGCCGGACGUUGAUUUCAAUCUGAAGGGCCCCAAACUGGAAGGUGACCUGAAAGGACCAGGUGUUGACAUCAAGGGCCCCAAACUGGACAUUGAUGCCCCUGACGUUGAGAUUGAAGGCCCUGAUGGAAAGUGGAAAGGUCCCAAGUUCAAGAUGCCUGACAUGCACUUUAAGACACCCAAAAUCUCCAUGCCAGAUUUCGACUUGAACCUGAAAGGCCCCAAAGUCAAGGGGGAUGUGGAUGUCUCUAUGCCAAACAUUGAGGGGGAUCUGAAGGGCCCCGAUAUUGAUAUCAAAGGACCGAGACUAGAUGUUGACGUUCCUGAUGUUGAGCUGGAAGGCCCAGAAGGGAAGUGGAGAGGCCCCAAGUUUAAGAUGCCUGACAUGCACUUUAAGGCUCCAAAAAUCUCUAUGCCUGACAUUGAUUUGAAUCUCAGGGGUCCCAAGGUGAAAGGGGAUCUGGAUGUGUCUACACCAAAGCUCGAAGGUGACUUGAAAGGUCCAGGAGUGGACAUCAAACGGCCCAAAUUGGAUGUUGACCUACCAGAUGUUGACCUGGAAGGCCCUGAAGGGAAGCUGAAGGGCCCCAAGUUUAAAAUGCCUGAAAUGAACAUCAAAGCCCCCAAAAUCUCCAUGCCAGAUUUUGACCUGGGCUUGAAGGGUCCCAAAGUGAAGGGGGAUUUAGACGUUUCUGUGCCAAAGCUGGAAGGGGAUUUCAAGGGCCCUGAUGUUGAUUUCAAGGGUCCCAAAGUUGGGGUUGAUAUUCCUGAUGUUGACAUUGAGGGACCUGAAGGAAAACUUAAAGGCCCCAGAUUUAAGAUGCCUGAAAUGCAUUUUAACGUACCAAAAAUUUCUAUGCCAGAUAUUGAUUUGAAUUGGAGAGGCCCUAAAGUUAAGGGGGAUGUGGAUGUUUCUGUUCCUAAACUGGAGGGUGAUUUGAAAGGCCCGGAGGUUGAUAUUAAGGGUCCCAAACUAGAUGUUGAUAUGCCUGGUGUUGAGCUGGAAGGUCCUGAAGGGAAAUGGAAGGCCCCUAAGUUUAAGAUGCCUGAAAUGAAUGUCAAAGCCCCCAAAAUCUCCAUGCCUGAUUUUGAUCUGAACCUGAAAGGCCCCAAACUGAAGGGGGAUGUGGAUGUCUCUAUGCCAAAGGUUGGGGGGGAUCUGAAAGGACCAGAUGUUGAUAUCAAGGGCCCGAAAUUAGACUUCGAUGCUCCUGAUGUCAAUAUUGAGGGUCCAGAAGGAAAGAUUAAAGGCCCGAAAUUUAAGAUGCCAGAGAUGAACAUCAAGGCUCCCAAAAUCUCCAUGCCGGACAUCGAUUUCAAUCUGAAAGGCCCCAAACUGAAGGGGGAUGUUGAUGUUUCAGUUCCAAAGCUGGAAGCUGACCUGAAAGGGCCAGAUGUUGACAUCAAGGGCCCCAAACUAGACAUUGAUGCCCCUGAUGUUGAGAUUGAAGGCCCUGAUGGAAAGUGGAAAGGUCCCAAGUUCAAGAUGCCUGACAUGCACUUUAAGACACCCAAAAUCUCCAUGCCAGAUUUCGACUUGAACCUGAAAGGCCCCAAAGUGAAGGGGGAUGUGGAUGUCUCUAUGCCAAAGGUUGAGGGGGAUCUGAAGGGCCCCGAUAUUGAUAUCAAAGGACCGAGAUUAGAUGUUGACGUUCCUGAUGUUGAGCUUGAAGGCCCAGAAGGGACGUGGAGAGGCCCCAAGUUUAAGAUGCCAGAAACGAACAUUAAAGCACCAAAGAUCUCCAUGCCUGAUAUGGAUUUCAACCUGAAAGGGCCAAAACUGAAGGGAGAUGUGGAUGUUUCUCUGCCCAAGGUAGAAGGCCCUGAUGUUGACAUCAAAGGCCCCAAGUUGGAUAUUGAUGCACCAGAUGUUGACCUGCAUGGCCCUGAAGGGAAGCUGAAGAUGCCAAAGUUCAAAAUGCCCAAAUUCGGAAUGCCUGGCUUCAGGGGAGAAGGCCCAGAAAUGGACGUAAAUCUUCCAAAGGGGGACCUUGAUAUCACUGCUCCAAAGGUGGACAUUGAAGGCCCCGAGUUAGACCUCGAAGGUCCAGAAGGCAAAAUUAAAGGCCCCAAAUUUAAGAUGCCAGAGAUGCACAUUAAGGCCCCCAAGAUCUCCAUGCCAGAUGUUGACUUGAAUUUGAAGGGCCCAAAGCUGAAGGGAGAUGUGGAGGUUUCACUGCCAAAGGUCGAGGGUGAACUGCAAGGGCCUGACUUGGACAUCAGAGGCCCCAAAUUGGAUGUCGCAGCUCCAGAUGUUGACCUUCAUGGGCCGGAGGGCAAGCUCAAGAUGCCGAGAUUCAAAAUGCCCAAAUUUGGAAUGCCUGGCUUUAAGGGUGAAACCCCUUCAGUGGACGUGGGCUUACCCAAGGGAGAGGUCGAGAUAUCUGGACCUAAAGUCAACAUUGAAACACCUGAUUUGGAAAUUGAAGGCCCUGAAGGGAAACUAAAGGGCCCCAAGUUUAAGAAGCCUGAAAUGCAUUUCAAUGUACCCAAAAUAUCCAUGCCAGACAUCGACUUGAAUCUGAAAGGCCCCAAAGUGAAGGGUGAGCUGGAAGGUGACCUUAAAGGCCCUAAAGUUGAACUGAAAGGGCCAGACGUUGACCUGGAGGCACCAAAAAUUGAUAUUGAAGGAAAACCAAAGAAAUCAAGAUUUAAGCUUCCAAAGUUCAAUUUUUCUGGCCCCAAAGUCCACACACCAGAGGUAGAUGUGAAGCUGAAGAAACCAGACAUUGAUGUUUCAGGGCCCAAGGCUGAGAUUCAUGGUCCAGAUGUUGACGUCCAGGGAAAAGUGAAAGGUCCUAAAUUUAAAAUGCCCUCCCUGAACAUCUCAUCUCCUAAGGUUUCAAUGCCUGAUGUGGAAUUAAAUUUGAAGGGGCCCAAGUUAAAAGGUGACCUGGAUGCUUCUGCCCCCAGCUUGGAAGGGGACCUGACCGGGCCAGAAAUUGACCUCAAGAGUCCCAAACUGGACAUUGAAGCCCCAGAUGUUGACAUUCAUGGUCCAGAGGGCAAGCUCAAAAUGCCCAAAUUUAAAAUGCCUAAAUUUGGAAUGCCUGGCUUCAAAGCAGAGGGUCCUGAGGUGAAUGUAAACCUCCCCAAGGCGGACUUGGAGGUCUCUGGCCCCAAACUGGACAUUGAAACUCCGGAUUUGGAACUUGAAGGCCCAGAGGGCAAGAUCAAGGGCCCCAAAUUUAAGAUGCCAGAAAUGCAUUUUAAUGUUCCUAAGAUUUCCAUGCCAGACAUAGAUUUGAAUUUAAAAGGCCCUAAACUGAAAGGCGAUGUUGAUGUCUCAGUACCAAAGCUGGAGGGGGACCUGAAGGGCCCAGAUGUGGAUAUCAAGGGUCCAAAAGUUAACGUAGAUGUUCCUGAUGUGGAGCUUGAAGGCCCUGAAGGAAAACUUAAAGGCUCCAAAUUUAAGAUGCCUGACAUGCAUUUCAAAGCACCAAAAAUCUCCAUGCCGGAUGUUGAUUUCAAUCUGAAGGGCCCCAAACUGAAGGGAGAUGUUGACGUUUCAGUUCCAAAAUUGGAAGGUGACCUGAAAGGGCCAGAUUUUGAUAUCAAAGGACCAAAACUAGAUGUGGAUGUUCCUGAUGUUGAGUUGGAAGGCCCAGAAGGAAAACUGAAAGGGCCCAAGUUUAGGAUGCCUGAAAUGAACAUCAAGGCUCCCAAAACCUCUAUGCCAGAUUUCGAUUUGAACCUGAAAGGGCCAAAACUGAAGGGAGAUCUGGAUGUUUCUGCACCCAAACUAGAAGGUGACCUGAAGAGUCCUGAUAUUGACAUCAAGGGACCUAAACUGGACAUUGAUGCACCAGAUGUUGACCUACAUGGCCCUGAAGGGAAACUGAAGAUGCCAAAAUUCAAGAUGCCCAAAUUUGGAAUGCCCAGCUUCAAAGCAGAAGGGCCAGAUGUGGAUGUCAGUCUUCCCAAAGCUGACUUGGAUGUUUCUCUUCCCAAAGUUGACAUUGAAGCACCAGAUUUGGACAUUGAAGGCCCAGAAGGAAAACUGAAAGGGCCCAAGUUUAGGAUGCCUGAAAUGAACAUCAAGGCUCCCAAAAUCUCUAUGCCAGAUUUCGAUUUGAACCUGAAAGGGCCAAAACUGAAGGGAGAUCUGGAUGUUUCUGCACCCAAACUAGAAGGUGACCUGAAGGGUCCUGAUAUUGACAUCAAGGGACCCAAACUGGACAUUGAUGCACCAGAUGUUGACCUACAUGGCCCUGAAGGGAAACUGAAGAUGCCAAAAUUCAAGAUGCCCAAAUUUGGAAUGCCCAGCUUCAAAGCAGAAGGGCCAGAUGUAGAUGUCAGUCUUCCCAAAGCUGACUUGGAUGUUUCUCUUCCCAAAGUUGACAUUGAAGCACCAGAUUUGGAAAUUGAAGGCCCAGAAGGAAAACUGAAAGGGCCCAAGUUUAGGAUGCCUGAAAUGAACAUCAAGGCUCCCAAAAUCUCCAUGCCGGACGUUGAUUUCAAUCUGAAGGGCCCCAAACUGAAGGGGGAUGUUGACGUUUCAGUUCCCAAACUGGAAGGUGACCUGAAAGGACCAGGUGUUGACAUCAAGGGCCCCAAACUGGACAUUGAUGCCCCUGACGUUGAGAUUGAAGGCCCUGAUGGAAAGUGGAAAGGUCCCAAGUUCAAGAUGCCUGACAUGCACUUUAAGACACCCAAAAUCUCCAUGCCAGAUUUCGACUUGAACCUGAAAGGCCCCAAAGUGAAGGGGGAUGUGGAUGUCUCUAUGCCAAAGGUUGAGGGGGAUCUGAAGGGCCCCGAUAUUGAUAUCAAAGGACCGAGACUAGAUGUUGACGUUCCUGAUGUUGAGUUGGAAGGUCCAGAUGGGAAGUGGAAAGGCCCCAAGUUUAAGAUGCCAGAAAUGAACAUUAAAGCACCCAAGAUUUCCAUGCCUGAUAUGGAUUUCAACCUGAAAGGGCCAAAACUGAAGGGAGAUCUGGAUGUUUCUGCACCAAAACUUGAAGGUGAUCUGAAAGCGCCAGAAAUUGACAUCAAAGGACCCAAACUGGAUAUUGAUGCACCUGAUGUUGAUUUACAUGGCCCUGAAGGGAAGUUGAAGAUGCCAAAAUUCAAAAUGCCCAAAUUCGGAAUGCCCAGCUUCAAAGCAGAAGGCCCAGAUAUGGAUGUCAGUCUUCCUAAAGCAGAUCUGGAUAUUUCUGUUCCCAAAGUUGACAUUGAUACACCAAGCCUGGACAUCAAAGGCCCAGAAGGAAAACUGAAGGGGCCCAAAUUCAAGAUGCCAGAGAUGAACAUCAAGGCUCCCAAAAUCUCCAUGCCGGACAUCGAUUUGAAUCUGAAAGGCCCCAAACUGAAGGGGGAUGUGGAUAUUUCAGUUCCAAAGCUGGAAGCUGACCUGAAAGGGCCAGAUGUUGACAUCAAGGGCCCCAAACUGGAUGUUGAUAUGCCUGAUAUUGAGCUGGAAUGUCCUGAAGGAAAACUUAAAGGUCCCAAGUUCAAGAUGCCGGACAUGCACUUUAAGGCACCCAAAAUCUCCAUGCCAGAUUUUGACUUGAAAGGUCCCAAGGUGAAGGGGGAUCUCGAUGUUUCUGUACCAAACCUGGAAGGUGACCUGAAAGGACCAGACGUUGAUAUCAAAGGACCGAAACUAGACGUUGAUGUUCCUGACGUUGAGCUGGAAGGUCCAGAAGGGAAGUGGAAAGGCCCCAAGUUUAAGAUGCCUGACAUGCAUUUUAGGGCACCCAAGAUCUCCAUGCCAGACAUGAACCUAAACCUGAAAGGCCCUAAAAUAAAAGGGGAUGUUGAUGUUUCCACCCCAAAGAUAGAAGGGGACCUAAGGGGGCCUGAUAUCGACAUCAGAGGUCCUCAGAUUGAUGCUCCUGAUAUUGAUAUUGAGGGGCCAGAAGGAAAACUGAAAGGGCCCAAAUUCAAGAUGCCUGACAUGCACUUUAAGGCACCUAAAAUCUCCAUGCCAGAUGUGGACUUCAACUUGAAAGGCCCCAAACUGAAGGGGGAUGUGGACGUCUCUCUCCCCAAGAUGGAAGGCGAUUUGAGUGGACCGGAUGUUGAUAUCAAGGGCCCCAAACUGGAUGUAGGGAUCCCAGAUGUUGAGCUGGAAUGUCCUGAGGGGAAACUCAAAGGCCCCAAACUGAAGAUGCCCGACAUGCAUUUCAAAGCUCCUAAAAUCUCCAUGCCGGAUUUUGACUUGAACUUGAAAGGUCCCAAGGUGAAGGGUGACAUCAAUGUGUCUGCUCCAAUGCUUGAAGGUGGCUUGGAAGGCCCAGAUGUUGAUAUAAAAGGGCCCAAACUGAAUGUCGAUAUUCCUGAUGUUGACCUAAAGGGCCCGGAAGGAAAACUGAAAGGCCCCAAGUUUAAGAUGCCUGAAAUGCAUGUUAAGACCCCCAAACUCUCCAUGCCGGAUGUGGAUCUCAACCUGAAAGGACCAAAACUGGAGGGGGACUUGAAGGGUCCCGAACUGGAUAUUAAAGGCCCUAGCCUAGACAUUGAUGCUCCUGAUGUCGAUCUUCAGGGCCCAGAUGGAAAGGUGAAGUUCCCCAAGAUGAAAUUACCCAAAUUUGGCAUGCCUGGCUUCAAAGGAGAAGGGCCACACGUGGAUGUGAAUCUACCCCAGGGGGAACUAGAAGUAUCAGGCCCCAAAGUCAACCUUGAAGCUCCUGGCCUGGACCUAGAAGGACCGGAAGGGCAACUGAAGGGCCCCAAAGUCAAGAUGCCAGACAUGCACUUCAAGACACCUAAAAUCUCCAUGCCAGAGAUUGACUUAAAUCUAAAAGGGCCCAAAGUGAAGGGUGAUGUUGAUGUCUCCAUUCCCAAAGCUGAAGGCAACUUGAGAGGGCCAGGGAUCGAAGCUAAAGGUCCAGAGAUCGACCUGGAAUGUCCAGAUGUGAACAUCGAAGGGCCAGAAGGAAAUGUUAAACUCCCCAAAUUUAGGAUGCCAAAGUUUGGGUUUGGAGCCAAAAGUCCCAAGGCGGAAGUAAAAUCUCCCACCCUGGAUGUCUCCCUUCCAGAAGGGGAACUGAAUGUUGAGUCGCCUGACAUCAGCAUUUCUGGCAAAGGGAAGAAAAGCAAGUUUAAAAUGCCCAAAAUCCACAUGAGUGGUCCUAAAAUCAAAGGCAAGAAAGCUGGCUUUGAUGUUAGCGGAGACAUGGAUGCAAGUAUGAAAUCGCCCGAUGUAGAAGGCAGCCUCUCCGCCCCAGAUGCAACUCUGAGAGGGGAUGCUAACAUCAAGUCUCCCAAGGGAAAGAAUUCUAUGUUUGGGAAGCUCUCCUUCCCUGAUGUGGAGUUUGACAUCAAGUCACCCAUGUUCAAGGCGGAUGCUUCUUUGCCUAAGGUGGAAGGAGAAAUCCAGGCUCCAGGAAUAGACGUCUCGACGCCAACUCUCAAAUCUCCCGGUCUUGACGUUACGGUUCCCAGUGGGAGUGCCAGUCUCCCGGAUGUUCAUAUUGGAGGUCCCGAUAUCAAUCUUAAGAAACCAAAGUUAAAAUUCUCAGGUGGAAACGUUGAUCUGGCUGGUCCCAAAGUGGAAGGAGACCUUAGAGCACCAAAUAUUGAAGCCAGCGUCAGCGCUCCUGACACCAGCCUCAAGGGUCCCUCAGUGAAUCUGCCUUCUGUGGGCAUUUCUGCUGCUUCUGUCUCAGCUCCUGAUCUGGAUGUUAACGUGAAAGGACCAAAGCUACAGGGCAACAUUGAGCUUCCCCAGGCAGAACUGAAAGGACCAGAAGGGAAAAUGAAGUUCCCAAAGUUCGGCUUGCCAAAGAUCGGGAAGCCUGGAGUCAAACUGGAGGGCCCGGAUCUGGACCUUCAAGGGCAAGUGCCCUCUGCAAGCAUCGAUGUUUCGGCCCCAGGCAUCAGAGGAGGUGUGGACGUCCCUGCAGUUGAUGUGAGCUGGAAAGGACCAAAAGUGGGAGGAGAUCUGGGUCUUUCUGGGGACAUUAAAGGCCCAAAGAUUGGAAUUGGUGCCCCAGAUGUUGACAUUGGAGGAUUUGAAGGGAAGCUCAAAAUGCCCAAGUCCCCAGGUCUCGAUGUCAAUCUGAGCGCUCCAGAUCUCGAUGUGAAAGGGCCAGCUGUGAAAGGAGGCAUUUCUGCACCUGAUUUUGAUGUGAAUCUGAAAGGACCAAAGCUCAAAGGAGAUCUCGGCAUUUCUGGUGGCAUCACGCCUCCCAAGGUGGCUGUCGAGGGACCCGCCCUGAACCUGGAAGGUUCUGGGGCUGGGAUUAAACUUCCGUCUCUCAAGCUUCCUCAGUUUGGCAUCUCCAGCUCCCACGGCGAAGGAGUGGAUUUAUCGGGGCCACGGGUCAAAGGGCCUGAAGUCGAUAUCAGAGGGCCUCAUGUGUCCGCCCCAGGCGUUGACUUGAACGUGAAAGGACCAAGCUGGAAGGGCAGCAACAUUGCUGGUGAUGUGAAAAGUCCAAGCGUCGGAGUGGAAAUCCCAGGCGUGAAAGUUUCUGGCCUGGAUGUGGACGCCAGAGUGCCGGAUGUCAGCUCAGGGGGGCCUUCUCUCAGCAUGUCUGCUCCCAAAGUGUCUGGGCAAGACUUGGACUUCAGCGUGAAAGGGCCUAAGGUCAAAGGAGGUCUUGAUCUUUCUGGAGGUGUCAAAACUCCAGAGCUGAGCACAGGCAUCGAAGGGACAAAGGGCCUUCAUUUUUCUGGACCAAAGCUAGAGGGUGAUCUGAAGGGUCCCAGAUUAGAGGCCAAAGGUCCUUUUGUUGGGGUGAAUGUUUCUCAAGGCCAUUUUGAGAGCCCCUCUGGGAAAGUGUCGUUCCCCAAAAUGAAAAUACCCAAAUUUGUGGCUGCAGGGCAGGAGCCGGUGGGGAGGGAGGUGGGCGUGGAUGUUGACUUCCCUCAGGCGCCAGGCGCAAGCCUCCAUGCUGGGGCGGUGGAUGUGGAGCUGGAAGAGUCCGAUGUCAAGCUUAAGAAGUCUAAAAUCAAAAUGCCCAAGUUUGCUUUCUCCAAACCCAAGGCCAAAGGCAGUGUGGGUUCCCCAGAGGUCUCUGUUUCAGGCGGGGGUGGAGAGCUGAAGGCCAGUUUAGGUUCUCUGGAGGGCGACGUGGACGUAGGGGAAGGAGGAGCAGCCUCCUCUCCCAAAGGGAAGUUCUCCUUCUUCAAGACCAAGAAGUCUCGGCACCGGUCCUCCUCCUUCAGCGACGAGCACUCUUCUCACUCCACGCCGACUGGCAUGCUGGAGUCCGAGGGGGAGAAGGGGAAGCACGGCAAGCUGAAGUUUGGCACCUUUGGGGGGAUCGGGUCAAAAACUAAAGGUUCUUAUGAGGUGACCGGAAGUGAUGACGAGGGGGGGAAGGUGCAGAGCGGGAGUGGGGCCUCGCUAGCAUCCAAGAAGUCCAGGCUGUCUUCCUCCUCGAGCAACGACAGUGGGACGAAGACUGGCUCCCGGAUGCCGGUGGUUGAGUUGACAGUGGCCAAGAAGAAAGAGUGAAGCAGAAAGUUCUCGUGUACAUAUGAUCCCUGUGUAUAUAUAUCUCUCUCUCCCUUCUCUGUGUGUAUAUAAAUUUCCUAGCUUGAAGUACUCAGCAAUAAAACUGGCGACGCCCAGUAAAACAGGAGACCCUGGCCGAAGAGGGAGAUGGCCGUUGUUUUGCUGCGAUCAGGGAAGGUGGCCAGGGACGUGAUUCUCUCUCCCAGAAUCCCAGGUAUCGAGAUAUAUCUGACAAACUGAUAUGGCGGCUCUCCUGAUAUAAAUAUGCAGCAACGUGGCAGGGUUAGGGUCUUGCUAUUCUCCCCAUGCAAAGUGGUACCAAAUUAGAAAUAAUAAAUGGGCAGGGAUGCAACGUUUUGCAAAUCAGCGGUAUCAGUCUGAAUUAAUCAGUAACAUUUGUGCCAGGGCUGUUUCUGAAUGAGGGGUUCUUGUACUGACUGCCAGUUAAAGAGGAACAGCCUGAGCCCAUGUGGUAUUUAAAGCUGUGCUCUAAGGGAGAUGGAUGUAUAGUUCCUCAGAAGUAUUUUGGAAGUCUUUCCCUGCGUUCAGGAUUAGGUUUGCGCUUUGCAUUUACUUUAAGCUUUUUUUAAAGGAGAAAAUUAUAAUUUUCAUUUUGCUGAAUAUCUUCAGUGUUGGGAUUUAUACAAUGUUUCCAUUGUAAUGACACUUCUUGGGGGAGGGGAAAGGCUGUUAUCUGCAAGGGGCUCCAGUUUCUCUUGUUUUGCAAAGAGGAUGUAUGAAAGACAAAACACUGUAAAAGUAUAUUGAUGCAACUGAGAGGUGUUGUGUGUUUCGGGAGGUUCGCAACAGGUCACGUGUUAUUGCCAACACCAAACGUUUAAUUCGCUGGGCAAAGGCAGCUGGGAAAGGGACAUAAUAAACCACCAUGUUUUAAUUUAAUUUAAGUUUUGCUUGGUUGUGGAACGCCUUUUUAAAAUAAAUUAAUGGAAAACUAUAUGUAGCUCCUCUUGGUUGUGUCCAUAUAUUUGUUGAUCUUGUACUAUAAAGGCAGAACUCUGUAGUUCUGGUGUGAACACGCAGUGACUGCUUCUCUAUUCCCUCCAGCCCCACAGAUGCUAUUUGUUAUGUUUUCUGUUAACAAAUGUAUCUUGAUUUUAAAACCAACAAGAAAAGGAAAACUCUAUUUCAGCACUUUAAUAGCAGACUGAUCUUGUAAAAUGCAAAUAAACAGUUUAUUAACCUUUGA
Molecule: messenger RNA, 19431 nt
Organism: Hemicordylus capensis (graceful crag lizard)
Lineage: Eukaryota; Metazoa; Chordata; Lepidosauria; Squamata; Cordylidae
Product: neuroblast differentiation-associated protein AHNAK-like
Exons: 5
Coding region: 231-18224 (5997 amino acids)
Biological process (GO): regulation of RNA splicing
Cellular component (GO): cytoplasm; nucleus; costamere
Molecular function (GO): protein binding
Source: RefSeq, a predicted model, not a curated record